AAUUAUUGUGGCAUGAGCAGAGUUAUCAGUUGAACUAGCUAGCUACAUCCUGUCCAUCUAAGAUUCUAGAUAUUCUGAGGGGCAAACCAGCCAUGCCACAAGCGCUCUUCCUCCUCCUGGUUAUGUCAUGUGCCGCUCUCCUCGGCGAGGGUGUGUCGGGCUCCGGCGACUCAGCGUCAACAGCACCGGCCAUGUUACCUGUGCCGCCGCCGAACUGUCCUAGUAAUUGCGGAAAGGUAGACAUCCCUUACCCUUUCGGCAUCGGCGCCUCUGAGUGUUUUAGGGCACCCACCUUCGAGCUGACAUGCGACGAGACGACGAACCCCCCGGGAUUAUACUCGGGUGACCUCUUGGUCGCCAACAUAUCGAUGGAAACGGCAGAGAUAACAGUGUACUACCGCGGCCUCACCUCCACGUGCAACGAUCCGGACAACCGGACGGCGCCGCCCUCGAACGUGGGCGUACGAUUAAGGUCGGGCACCGCUUUCCUGAUCUCAACGGCGGGCAACACGUUCACGGCCGUCGGGUGCGGCGCGGAGGCGAGGAUCAAUGGCAACUACGGCACCUACCGCACCGGCUGCAUGACCUACUGCGCCCGUGCGAGUGAAAGCGCGGGCGACGGCACGCCGUGCAGAGGCAACGGAUGCUGCGAGGCAUCUCUUACGGCUGACCUCAAAGAAUUUUCCGUGAAGUGGGUGGACGACUUCAAAAGUCCAGCUUUCAACCCGUGCCAAUACGCCUUUGUGGCCAAGAACGGCUGGUACAGUUUCAACAAAUCAGACCUUACUGGGAACAUGACAUUCAGUGAAAGAUACAAACAAGGCACAGUUCCAAUUGUUUUUGACUGGGCUAUUAGGGAUGGGACGUGCACCCCACCAUCAGAUGGCAGUGACGAGGCAAAACCGGUUGUUCCUUCCGCCUGUAUUAGCAAGCACAGCUCUUGUGCUAAUGCCAGAAAUGGUCCGGGUUAUUUUUGCAUCUGCGACGAGGGAUACGCCGGCAAUCCCUACACCAAAGAUGGAUGCACAAAUAUUAACGAAUGUGAUCAUUUGAUAUCACCAAAUUCGACAUUCCGCAAGAAGUCAUAUCCUUGUCAUGGAGGAACAUGCCAAGAUGUGGAAGGUGGUUAUAACUGUAAAUGUAGCUUCGGACGAACAGGAGACGGUAAAAGUGACAAAGGUUGUGAGGCCAUAGUGUCCCUGGCUGCAAUAGCAGCAAUAGGAACAAUCAGUGGCAUCUCAUUGUUAGCGGUACUGCUGCUAUUCUUGCACAUGGAUCGUCAGAGAAGAAAACUCAGAGAUCAUUUCAACAGGAACGGUGGACAACUUCUGAAAAGUAUCAAGAUUGAAAUUUUCACGAAGGAGAAACUAGACCAGAUAACAAAGAACUACAGUCACAUUAUUGGAAGAGGUAAUUUUGGUAAGGUUUACAAGGGAACUACUAGUGAUAACGUGCAAGUCGCGGUCAAACGCUCCAUUGCCAUCAACGAGGACCGUCGAAAGGACUUGUUUGCGAAUGAGAUCACAAUCCAAUCCCAAGUUAGUCACAAGAAUUUAGUGCAACUAUUGGGAUGUUGUUUGGAGAGCGAAGUUCCGAUGUUGGUUUACGAGUUCAUUCCCAGAGGGAGCCUUUACGACGUGCUUCAUGGUAAAGAUGGAACAGGAAGAACACACCCUCUUCCGCUUGGAGCACGUUUGGACAUUGCUAUCUACUCUGCAGAUGGCCUUGCUUAUAUGCAUUCAGAGGCUAGCCAUAAGAUCCUCCAUGGUGAUGUGAAAACUGGCAACAUAUUACUCGAUGAUGAAUUUGUGCCAAAGGUCUCGGACUUCGGGACAUGCAGGCUCAUGUCCAUUGGGAAAGAACACACCAACUUUGUGAUAGGGGAUAGUAGCUACAUAGAUCCUGUGUACAUGAAGACCGGCCUUCUCACGGAGAAGAGCGAUGUUUAUAGCUUCGGAAUUGUUCUUCUGGAGCUCAUCACUGGGAAGAUGGCAAGGUAUGAUAAGAACAAUAGCCUUCCAUUAAACUAUAUUAAGGCUUUCAAAGAUGGGACUACAAAACAGAUGUUGGACACAGAUAUUGCGUCCACUGAUGAAGACAUAAACUGCCUUGAGAUGGUUGGUCGGGUUGCUGUUAAAUGUCUUGAAGUUGACGUGAAUGAUAGGCCCACCAUGGCCCAAGUUAUGCAAGAACUUAAAAUGCAAAAAAUUCAGUGGUUGCACAGCCAUGAUAAGAUUGGGGAUGCUGAGAUAUGUACUACCUCCGUUUCAGUAUACAACUCUCAUCUCCAAAAUCCUGAAAUUUCAGUAUACAAGGCCCUUCUCUCCUCCCACCCACUCUCAUCUUAAAUCAUCCAGUGCAUGUUCUACAAAGUUUUUGACUAGCAAUAGCAACGCAUGAAAAGGGUAAUUGAUACAUGAUGUUUAAUGCUUUGUCCAACUCUUUAUUAGGCUCUCUUUGGUUACUGUGAUUUUGAAGAUGAGCCUUGUUACCGAACAGAGAACUUAAUAUGUCCUCUAUGUGUCCCCUAGCUACACCCUGUUGUGAAGUUGUCGAACUGUUUACCAAGGUUUCUGUACUAAAAGUGUGUCAAUGCCUUUAAAUUGCGGCGUUGAAGCCAUUGUAUCAUGUUACUGAGAUAAAUGCGUAAACGUUCAACUGGAA
Brachypodium distachyon (stiff brome) is the source of this 2664-nucleotide messenger RNA. RefSeq names its product wall-associated receptor kinase 3. The record is from RefSeq and is a predicted model, not a curated record. NCBI's taxonomy places the organism in Eukaryota, Viridiplantae, Streptophyta, Magnoliopsida, Poales, Poaceae. Gene Ontology annotation, molecular function: ATP binding; protein serine/threonine kinase activity; calcium ion binding. The transcript has 4 exons. Gene Ontology annotation, cellular component: plasma membrane. Bases 93 to 2348 code for a protein of 751 amino acids. Gene Ontology annotation, biological process: protein phosphorylation; cell surface receptor signaling pathway.